CCAACACCAUGCGCAAGACGUCCAGUUGGCCAACACACUAAGAGAAACGAAAAAAAAAAGAAACAACAAACACUGUAUAAACAGUUGGCAGCUAGCAAACAGUCGUAUGGUAAGAGUGGCCAGCAGGGACAAUGAAAACGUAAAAAAAUAAUCGCCCCCGGCUGCUGACUCAAGCAAAUACUAUAGCAUUUUGUUAAGCUAAACAGAUAACAACGGCUGACAAACUUUACCAAAGAGAGAGAAAAAUAUAACAAUAGCGCGCAAUACUCACGAAUUGGAGCAUAUGGAACAAUAAAGUUGGCGAUAACGCCGUGCAAUACUCUCCGAUCUGGCUACUUGUUAAUGUGCAUUACAAUAAUUAUUUCCGUCGCCCCUCGGGUGUACAUGUUCGAUAACUAGACAAUGGUUGCUCCCAAGUAUGAACGUCUAAGCACCGGCGACGUCGACGUCGGCGCUGGCAGUGAUAUCGACGAUGGCAGCAACAUUGAGGAGCUCGAACUAAGCCUCGACUUGACACAUAAAAAUGUUAACAGUAGUCAGUACGCAAAGAACAACAGCGGUAACAGCAACAGCAACGGCGACGGAGCCACGUCCGCACAGCAGCAUCAUUCACAUCCACACGACGGCAUGACGAGGCAUGCGGAGGCUCGGUUCAUGCAAAUGGCAAUUGGGACAUUGGCCACAAUUCUACUCUAUUUGUCGCUAUCCAUCACGCUGACCUUCUAUCAGACGGACAUCAAUCGAGAGCUGCCCUUUCCGCUCACCAUUGUAACGUAUCAUUUGAUAUUAAAAUUUCUGCUCGCCGCGCUGGUGCGCAGCAUCUAUAAGAUGCGUGUGGGCAAGACGCGCGUCCAGCUAGACUGGCGAGUCGCUGUGCGCCGAAUGGCGCCAACCGGCAUAGCCAGUGGCAUUGAUAUCGGCUUCUCCAAUUGGGGUCUUGCACUGGUGCCCAUCUCUUUAUAUACAAUGACCAAGUCAUCGACCAUUGUGUUUAUACUGCUCUUUGCCAUUCUGCUAGGAUUGGAGCGCAAGAGCUGGUCAUUGGUUCUAAUAGUCGGUCUCAUUGGCUUGGGAUUGUUUAUGUUUACCUACAAGUCGACACAGUUCAAUACGCUGGGCUUCUUGUUUAUUUUGUUUGCUUCACUGAGCAGCGGCGUGCGCUGGAGCUUUGCGCAGUUUAUAAUGCAGAAGUCGAAGUUGGGUCUACACAAUCCCAUUGACAUGAUCUACCAUAUGCAGCCGUGGAUGAUUGUAUCGCUGUUGCCGCUAGUACUCUUCAUUGAAGGACCUAAGUUAUAUGCUGUUUUGCAAAAUCUGCACAAUACGGCUGAGAGUGAUAUUCUGUGGGUUUUUGCCCGAGUUACACUGGGCGCAUUUAUUGCAUUUUUCAUGGAGGUCAGCGAAUUCUUGGUUCUGUGCAAGACAUCCAGCCUUACACUGUCUAUAGCGGGCAUCUUUAAGGAUAUAUGCCAGCUGGCUUUAGCCGUGGCGCUGAAAGGCGAUCAACUCACUCCCAUUAACCUUGUAGGUCUGGCAGUUUGCUUAGCUGGCAUCGCUUGUCAUCUACUGCAUAAAUAUUCCACCAUGGCGAAGGUAAACAAGCAACAGUUGGGCUUACAGUUGGAGGACGAUGGCGAGGACAUGUGCGCCGAGUAUGACUUCAACAAAGGCAAUGCCAUUGUUGGCAUUCAUGGCAAUCCACCGGGCUCACAUGCCGCACUCACUGUGCCGCUGCUGGAACAAACCGACUCGGAAGAUGAGUCGGCGAACGAUUCGACAAACAAGCAAAACGCAUCGGAUGUCAUUUUCGAUGUACUCAAACGGCGCGACAUGCAGCGAUGAGUUGGCUAAUUGAUUACUUAAUCAACCGGCUGUAAAGGCAAACGGCAAUGCAUAGCAUUUUAUUUAUACUUUUAUUCCAGACUUUCUGGGAAAACACCCAAACAGUUGUGAUUGUAUGUGUGUGUCUGUGUUUGUGUGUGCAGCUGUCUGUCCUCUUGACAGCCGUCUUGUAAAUGUUGUAUAUUCCAAAAGCUUACUACUUAGUGCAACAAUUGAACUACAUUCGUAUAUAUUUAGCAUUAUUAUUAUAACAUAUGUAAUUCAAUCGAUCCGUUUGCUUCUACCUAUACUUAUAUUCUCUUGCAGAUCAUAUACUAUUGUAUAUAUACCCAUACAAGUUCCUUUUCUAAAUUGUCUGACUAGAUCAGAAUGUCUGUUUUAUCGAUUGUAAUGUCUCCAUAAUUGUAAUAUGAUAUACAAGCUUUGCUCAUCCGUUUCAAUGCGGAACGCCAUACGCGUUGCCAUAUGAACAAAUGUUCGAUGGAAAUAAUUGAAUACCUGCCAACUCUAUCUCGGAAGGGUAUUUGUAAUUCGGUGUGCCGGAAAGUUGUAUUAAUUUUAUUUGCAUUUCCCUUCCAAGUCAUUUAUUUUUAGUUAUUGACCUAGUUGAAUAGGAGUUUAGUAUUGUUUUGUUGAUUGGGCAUUUGUGCAUAUUCCAUUUUUUUCCUUUAGAGAUUAUUUUUGAUAAACAAUAAAAAUACGGGCUGAGCGUCUUUUCCACUAAUAUAAGAGGUCUACAUAGACCAGUAAACUGGCAACUAUUUAACCUUUUUUAAUAACUAUUUUUCUUAAACACAAUGCAUUAACAGUUAUAAGACGCUAUAUCAAAGAAAACAUGUAUUUAAAUUGCAGACAUCUUAAUAAAAAUUGU
Molecule: messenger RNA, 2713 nt
Organism: Drosophila hydei
Lineage: Eukaryota; Metazoa; Arthropoda; Insecta; Diptera; Drosophilidae
Product: solute carrier family 35 member C2
Exons: 3
Coding region: 403-1842 (479 amino acids)
Biological process (GO): UDP-glucose transmembrane transport
Cellular component (GO): endoplasmic reticulum-Golgi intermediate compartment; Golgi apparatus; cis-Golgi network
Molecular function (GO): antiporter activity
Source: RefSeq, a predicted model, not a curated record